This is a messenger RNA of Aspergillus sclerotioniger CBS 115572, 770 nucleotides long. RefSeq lists its product as uncharacterized. The transcript has 2 exons. Bases 266 to 673 code for a protein of 135 amino acids. The record is from RefSeq and is a predicted model, not a curated record. NCBI's taxonomy places the organism in Eukaryota, Fungi, Ascomycota, Eurotiomycetes, Eurotiales, Aspergillaceae.
CUGUUGUUCAGCUCAACCGUCAAUCCCCUCAACGCCCCUCAACUUACCCAGCAGCACUGGCACUCUUCCUCGAUUCGGGAGUGACACAUAUCGGAGGUGUCGAUUUCGCUCAACUUUAGUCCGCUUCGAAAACCUCGCCAUCCUGAUUUCCGCGUCGAGGCUCAGCACCCAACCCUCGUCGCUCCAGUUCAGCCCAGUCUCGUCGUUGUCGUUGUCGUCGAUCGGAGAAAUCAGGUCAUACCACAAUAUUACAUGACGCGUCGUGAUGUUCGAGCGUCGCGCCGCGGACCGUUACCGGCUCCGGAUGCACCGUGCCCGCACCGUCGCACUAACCUCUGACGAGAUCGUCGAAGUACGGGCAGCGCAACGCACCUUCGAAGGAGCCUACAUCCGUACCGCCCUCUCCCAAUUCUCCUUUGCCCUGGUGGUCCUGAAGAUUUUCACCAGCGAGUUCUAUAGCACUGGGGCGCUUUUCGCAAUCUAUGGCACCGGCGUACUUAUUAUCGGCCUUUUCCGCCGGCAACAAGGCAACCGGCAGUUCUUUGCCGAGGUUGGAGAAGAUGGCAUCCGUCACAAGUUCAGGACGAGUGGGAAUGCUGUGGUGGUCUUGACGGCUCUUAGUAUCGCAGCCUACGCCACCCUUAUCGCGCUGACCGUGAGGCUAGACCAUUAAACAGUCACGCCUUGCUAGAGACAGCCUAAGCAAUAUGCUUACCAUCUUCCUGCGUAACUGCCAAGUGCCAAGAAUACCGCAGAAUGCGAUGGCCCAG